GAAUACGUCGCCCACCGCAGGCGGCACGUUCCCUCCAUGCCCCCCCCAUCCGUGAUGGGCUUUCGAGGCUCCAAGACAUACCUUAAUCGGCUCGGUACUGCUCCCAUUGGCGCCUCCGCGUAAGCCAGUGUGAGGUCAAGGUGGGAUUGAAGGUGGGCUUAUUAGCUGAAUGGCGGGAACAAGCAUGGCACACAAGACGAGAUGGUGACGUGACGUGACAUGACGGCUUCUGCGUCUCUCCUCAGCGGUGUCCUUUGCGGUGUGCUCUGCGGUCUCUCCUCUGUGGAUUGUGGCCGGUCCCCUCUCCGUCCCUGUCUGUCUGUCCCUCGGACUCUCGUCGUGUGUUCCGUCCUGUCGGGUCGUAUCUCCUCUCGGGGCUCCUCAUGGCGGUUCCCCGUCGUGGCUAGCCGCGGUGGCUCAGGCUCCCGGUCGGCGCGGGUGGCCUCCCUUGUUUUUGCUUUGCUCGAUCGAAUUCGCACUCUGCUGGGUUUACCCAUCCUCAUUAGCACCGUAGCAAAAAGUGGCCUGGGCUGGCCUGGGCUGGGUUCCCCCAUCCAUCCGUCCCCUCCACUCCACUCUCAAGGUGUCAAUGUCCCGAGGUGGGCUCGCUCGCCGGUGGUGGCACGGUUCCGUCAUGGUCAGCCGAGACGACACCGAGAUGGCGAAGAAAUGCACAGAGACCGAAGCGGGAUCCAAUCCUUGCUGGGGAGGCUUUCCAUGGGUGGAGGGGCUCUCUGUGGCUCUCGCUGUGGCUCUGUGCUCCCGUGGCUCCAUGAAUAGAUGUUGCAAUUCCCGAAGCCGACAGACAGACAAGUGUGCUGGGAAUUAGACGUUUGACGUCGUCGCUCCUCGUCACUCCGCCUGUCCCCCCGGCCGUCUUUUUUCCUCGGUCAAGGCCAAGAGGCAAUUCCUCACGGACCAGGUGCCAUUAAGCGAAUAGGCAGAGAGCGCCGAGACGAAAGCGAAAAAGAAAGGGACCAGAAGAACAAAAAGAACAAGACAGGGCGGCCGGCAGCGGUGGGCGGUGGGCGACGGGGCUCAUGACCCGGGAUUCCGGUUUGUGCGCAACG
Ilyonectria robusta is the source of this 1070-nucleotide messenger RNA. RefSeq lists its product as uncharacterized. The record is from RefSeq and is a predicted model, not a curated record. The transcript has a single exon. Lineage: Eukaryota; Fungi; Ascomycota; Sordariomycetes; Hypocreales; Nectriaceae. Bases 220 to 780 code for a protein of 186 amino acids.